GAUCUAACAACCCGCAAUUCGUGUACCUAACGUUCAUAACGACUGGAAGCUGUAAGCCGUGGGCUCAUGCCUUUAUGCUUAUUGGAAGGCCUUAGAAUUCCAUGCUGCCUAGGUAUUCCAGACUACUUCUUGAUAAACUCAUCAUUUUUGAUAGCUUAGAAUAUCAGUGCUUCUUCAAAAACACAUACAGACAUCUGUGGGAAACCAACAUUCGUGUUCUGUCUUCAUCGUAUUCGGUCCACCAUAAUAACACGACGAUAAUAUUUUAUAUAUUUCGUAUCACUGGGAUGAAUCGCUAAGAUACGAGGUCCCCUUGCUAAAUAAACUCGAAGGUAAAGCAUCGGUGCUAUUGCUUCCGAUGGCAUGACGACAGGCACGGCUCUCGGCUAUCGUGAAUUGUAAUCGCGAAGUUAUGGCAGAAACCUCGAUACUGCGAUUCCCUAUCUCGGGAAAGGAAAACGAGUACUUCUUGUUAGAGGUGUCUUCGAACGGCUCUCGGCCGCUUGACCUAAAGCUGAUCGGUUCGGAGAGCACAGCUGUGUUCGUGACAAAAUUACGUCAUAAGAGGGUUGGUGAUUACAUGGUACAAGAUGGCCCUUGCUCUCGCGAAGAGUGGGAAGACAUCCUGACUUCCACCUUGACCAACCGGGAUCCGAUAUCUGAUAUCGACAUUAAAGCCGACCUUCAACCAGAGGGUGAAUAUAUCUCCCUCUCCUUCCGGAAGAACAUCGAAGGAAUUACACAACGUCUAGGAUCUAUCAGGCUAGAAGAAGAUGAAAAGACCGAGAUCUCCCCAUUUGAUUGGUGUGUCUCAGCUAUUGGGGCUCGAGAGAAGGUUCAAGAGGAUCUAGCAGACACUGUCGCUAAGGUCCAAGCCGUUGAGGAUUCGCUCAAGGAGCUCAAAGGCCAACUAAACGACCUUAUCAAGGCAAAGGAAGAGGAUGAGACAGAACUCCUCGAAAAAUUCCGAGACCUCUUGAACGAGAAAAAAGUCAAGAUCCGGCAACAGCAGCGCCUACUGGCAGCUGCAAAUGUCGAUCAUGAGAAGCUCGCCAAGAUCGGCGGAGGUCAGAAGAAGGAAAAGCAUGUAGCUCAAUCAUCCCGCGCCUCGAAACGGAAAAUCAAAGAAGAACCGGAAAGCAGCGAUGACGGGUUUGAAAAGAUGGAUGUUGAGGAUGAGAAUGAUGACGAUAGUGCGAAGCUAGAUAUUGAGGAAGAUCAUGGGGAUACCACAGCGGAUGAAACUGCGAGUGGAACGGGCACAGACGACGAACCAGCACCUCCACCGGUCAAGACCAGAAGGCCCCAAGCCACAGCGCCAAAACAAAAUGCUCGAGCGUCCACAUCAGCAAAAGCAGCCCACAAAGCUGGUAGUACAGAAGAGGACAGCGACGAACCUCCGCCACGACGAGUCUUACCAUUCAUGAAGAACAAACAGCCUGUACCACCACCGCCGAACUUAUCCGACGAUGACGAAACGGAAUCUGACGAGGAGCUAUGAUGACUUGAUGUUAGAUACAUACCGCAAGGGCAAUGAGACAACAUGUUCACGAUACAGACGGGGACAGU
Messenger RNA from Annulohypoxylon truncatum, 1569 nucleotides. RefSeq lists its product as uncharacterized. Gene Ontology annotation, biological process: double-strand break repair; DNA recombination. Lineage: Eukaryota; Fungi; Ascomycota; Sordariomycetes; Xylariales; Hypoxylaceae. The transcript has 3 exons. Gene Ontology annotation, molecular function: DNA binding. Gene Ontology annotation, cellular component: nucleus. The record is from RefSeq and is a predicted model, not a curated record. The coding region runs from base 413 to 1501 and encodes 362 amino acids.